AACAGUCUCUCUCUCCUCCUCCUCCCCCUUGAAUGAUUCGUCACCCAAAGAAAGAUCUGCAACUUCACCACCGUACCACUUCCUCUCUCCUCUCUCUAUCUUCACCACGAGGAAUCAUCAUGAUCGAAGACCAAGACCUCGUCGACCAAUCACCACCACCGCCUCCUCCAGACCCAAACCCGAAUUCACUAAUCCACCCUCGACGCGUCUCUUUCGAGCACGGCCUCCUCCCGAUCCAGAAGCUCGUUCUCGCCGACCCGAUCCAAACCCUAGCUCCCGUGAAGCAGAAGCUAGCCGAUGCCGCCUCGAACAACCACCGCGUCGGAUCGGAUUCGAUCGCCGACGCUCUCCAGAUCUCCGGCGACCACGCUCGUCUCGUCCUCGAGACACUCGGCUCGGUGCUUCAUUCCGAGUCGGAUCCUCUGGUUGGGGCUAAACCGGAGGAGGUGGAAUCCGUGGGAGCUGAUUUGAGGGAUCUGGUUUUGUUUCUGUAUAUUCAGUCGUAUAAGAAGUUGCUGCCUAGGACGCAUAAGGACUCUGCCGCCGUGGCUGAUGUGUGGCCGUCCACUUCGGCUUUUGAUGGUUACUUGUCUGCCUUGUCUCCAAUUCAGCUUGUUCGCAGCAACAGCCGUCGGUUUAUGCCGUCACAAGCAGAUGACGAAGCUCAUCAGUUGUCAUACCUACAAAAACAUUUAGGAAAUAUCAUUUCUCUACUUGCAGAGCCUGUGGAAGGAGAAGGAGAAGAAUCAUUGGUUCUCUCUAUGGAGGCUUUUGAGCACCUGGGUUUUCUGGUUCAGUUCGGCGACAAGGGAUCUGAUGUAUCUCCACUGAGCCAAGCGACUCCUUUUUUUGCAAACUCGGAUCCGGAUAUGCCUGCUGUUCCAGUCCCUGCUUCCCAGGUGCAUGACUGGCUUCUGCAAAACAUAGCUUCCGCUUUAGAAAGUAUUACUGAGAGAAUUUCUGGGAAAGAGAACGGGCCAUCUAAUGCCUCUGAUCAAGAUGAUGCUAUGUCAGAUGCUUGUGCUGUUCCGAACAAGGUUGCACCUAGUGGUAGAGGCCCGUGUUUAAUCGAAGGAGUCUCCAAGACUUCACUUGUUAAGCAGGCCUCCGAUCUUAGGGGUAGAUCUGUAAAGGUUGUCAAUUGCCAUGAUUCUGUUAUUUAUCUUUUGGCGCCAUUGAGAUAUGCAACUGUGCAUGGAUGUUCUGAUACAACUAUAGUUCUAGGAGCUGUUGGCAAGGCACUAAAAGUUGAGCAUUGUGAGCGAGUUCAUGUGAUUGCAGCUGCCAAACGAGUGUGCAUCGCCAAUUGCCGUGAAUGUGUAUUCUUUUUGGGAGUCAAUCAGCGACCACUAAUUGUUGGUGAUAACCACAAACUGCAGGUCGCUCCAUAUAAUACAUAUUACUCCCAUUUGGGGGAGCACAUGAGUGAGGUAGGGGUUGAGCCAACUAUCAACAAAUGGGAUAAACCAUUGGUAUUGGGAGCAGUGGAUCCACAUGAUUCACUCUCACAUCCUGCAGGCGUUGCUGAUGCACAGGCUGAAUCAGCUGCUUGUGUGGACCCUGACCAGUUCAUUAACUUUUUGAUCCCAAACUGGUUUAGCGGCGAGGAGAUUGGUUCGACUAAAGACAAUCCAUUUCCAUUGCCAGACCCUUAUACGGCAGCUCAGCAGAGAAACCUUAAGAACUUGGAAGAAACAAGACGAUCUCUAAGAGAAACGCCUCUGGAAGAAAACCGGAAAAAGGAGCUAUCAACUGCACUCCACGUGUAUUUCAAAGACUGGCUCUAUGCAAGUGGAAAUAUAAGGCAACUCUACUGCUUACAAGGUGACUAAAUAAUGAACAAAUAAACCAAGUGGAAGAUGUCGCGUUUCUGUAGAGCUCUCUCGAUCAUUUUGGCAUAGUGAAGAAACCCAAGACCCCCCUCCCAACCUGAUUUGCAGUUUGGAAUCUGUACGCACCACGUAACUUAUCUGCACAGAACAUUCCACUAAAGCUUUUCCUUUAGAUCAUUAUUUUCUUUAUUUCUGCUUUGGUCAUGCUCAAUCUUUGUUCCUUUUGACAUUUCAAUCCCUCGUUUUUGUCCUCUUUUCGCUUUUUGAAAACCUUAUCUUGGGGACAAGAACAUGAUGUGUUCCUUGAACUGUUACUGUUUGCAGUUACAUAAGCAGGUAGGUGAAGAAUUACAGUGAAUUUCAAGGAAUUUCAAGGA
Raphanus sativus (radish) is the source of this 2209-nucleotide messenger RNA. RefSeq lists its product as uncharacterized. NCBI's taxonomy places the organism in Eukaryota, Viridiplantae, Streptophyta, Magnoliopsida, Brassicales, Brassicaceae. The transcript has 9 exons. The coding region runs from base 33 to 1832 and encodes 599 amino acids. The record is from RefSeq and is a predicted model, not a curated record.